This is a messenger RNA of Adineta ricciae, 1044 nucleotides long. Lineage: Eukaryota; Metazoa; Rotifera; Eurotatoria; Adinetida; Adinetidae. The record is from the annotation of a GenBank genome assembly.
AUGGGAAACCGAGUAAAUCGUCGUCAACAACCAGGUCUUUCAGGAUAUGGUCAAGCCUAUGAUCCUAAUUACGGAAUGGACUAUUAUGGUGGAGCUUACGAUCCAGUAUCUUAUGGUGGUGCUUACCCAACUGGUGGUGCCUAUCCAACUGGAGGCGGCUUUCCAACUGGAGGGUACGGAACAGGAUACGUUACCACAGCCGUCGUUCCUCGACAGCCUAUCGGUCCUCCACUCGGUAUGAGUGGUUCAAGUGCUCUCGGCGGCUAUGGUUUAGGUGGUCUCGGAGGUGGCUUGGGAGGCGGCCUUCCACCUAAAAUUCGUGUCAUCUUCAUCCCACAAGGUGGUGCCGGUGCUGCUGGAGGAUGUGCUCCAUCGUGUCCAAUGCCAAUGCCACAAAUGCCAAUGCCACAAAUGCCAAUGCCUAUGCCAAUGCCUCAACCAAUGUGUCCACCCCCCAUGCCAAUGCCUCAACCAAUGUGUCCACCUCCAAUGCCAAUGCCAAUGCCUAUGCCAAUGCCAAUGCCCCAACCAGCGUGUCCACCUCCAAUGCCAAUGCCUAUGCCAAUGCCAAUGCCAAUGCCCCAACCAGCGUGUCCGCCUCCAAUGCCAAUGCCUAUGCCAAUGCCAAUGCCAAUGCCCCAACCAAUGUGUCCACCUCCAAUGCCAAUGCCAAUGCCAAUGCCUCAAAUGCCCAUGCCUCAACCAAUGUGCCCACCCCCUAUGCCAAUGCCAAUGCCACAAAUGCCCAUGCCUCAACCAAUGUGCCCACCUCCAAUGCCAAUGCCAAUGCCACAAAUGCCAAUGCCAAUGCCAAUGCCAAUGCCAAUGCAACAACCUAUGUGUCCACCAAUGGGCGGUGGUCUCGCCAGCUAUGGUGGUGGUAUGCCAAUGGGUGGUAUGCCAAUGGGCGGUAUGCCAAUGGGCGGUAUGCCGAUGGGCGGUAUGCCAAUGGGUGGCGGUAUGCCAUUCGGUGGCGCUGUCGGUGGAUUUAGUGGCGGUUAUGGUAGUGCUUUACCAAUGUUGCGUUGUUCACAAUUUUCAUAG